AUGGCGAACCUCCGGAACCUCAUCGUCUCCCUCCUCCUCAUCUGCACAGUCUCUUUCCUAUACUUCGGCCAGACGGUUGAAGCUCAGGGCAAAGGACCAAAGAUUACACACAAGGUCUACUUUGACAUCCAGCAUGGCGACGAGGACGUUGGUAGAAUCGUGAUGGGCUUGUACGGAGGCACCGUGCCGAAGACCGCCGAGAACUUCCGCGCCCUCGCAACUGGCGAGAAGGGCUUCGGCUACGAAGGCUCCACCUUCCACCGCGUGAUCAAGUCCUUCAUGAUCCAGGGCGGCGACUUCACCAAGGGCGACGGCACUGGCGGGAAGUCCAUCUACGGCGCCAAGUUCCCCGACGAGAACUUCAAACUGAAGCACUCUAAGAAAGGCCUGCUGAGCAUGGCCAACUCGGGCAAGGACACCAAUGGCUCGCAGUUCUUCAUCACCACUGUUGUCACGAGCUGGUUGGAUGGGAAGCACGUGGUGUUUGGCGAGGUGCUGGAGGGGAUGGAUGUGGUUGAUAAGAUUGAGAACUGCCCGAAGGGACCUGGAGAUAAGCCGAAGGCGACGGUGAAGGUGAAGAAGAGUGGGGAGCUGGAGGUGCCUGAAGAAGGUUACACUGGGACGGCAGAGCCAGCGGAGGCUUUGAAUGGAGCUGGCGACGAGAGGCUACUGUCUGGCGAGAGCGUGAAGAAGGCGGCGGCUGAGCUGCAGGAUGCGGUCAAGCUUUCGAACGAACCUUUGAGCUGGACGCUGAAGCUCUUCAUUCUGGCUCUGAUUGUUGGUGCAUGCUUUGCCUACGUCCGCGUGCACACACCGAGACGGACGCCGGCUGGCAGGCAUGGAGCUUAUGAGAAAGGCGCGUUGCCAUAG
This is a messenger RNA of Saxophila tyrrhenica, 870 nucleotides long. RefSeq names its product Peptidyl-prolyl cis-trans isomerase B (gene CPR2). Gene Ontology annotation, biological process: protein folding; protein peptidyl-prolyl isomerization. The transcript has 3 exons. Bases 1 to 870 code for a protein of 289 amino acids. Gene Ontology annotation, molecular function: peptidyl-prolyl cis-trans isomerase activity. Lineage: Eukaryota; Fungi; Ascomycota; Dothideomycetes; Mycosphaerellales; Extremaceae. The record is from RefSeq and is a predicted model, not a curated record.